Molecule: messenger RNA, 213 nt
Organism: Metarhizium brunneum ARSEF 3297
Lineage: Eukaryota; Fungi; Ascomycota; Sordariomycetes; Hypocreales; Clavicipitaceae
Gene: tapB
Product: Temperature acclimation protein B
Biological process (GO): regulation of gene expression
Molecular function (GO): nucleic acid binding
Source: RefSeq, a predicted model, not a curated record
AUGAGCGAACGACAAAACGGAACGGUCAAGUGGUUCAACGAGGAGAAGGGGUAUGGCUUCAUCACCCCCGAGUCCGGGCCCGACCUGUUCGUGCACUUUAGAGCCAUUGAGGGAAGCGGCUUCAGGUCUCUCAAGGAAGGGCAGGCGGUCACUUUUGAAGCCGUCCAGGGACAGAAGGGCAUGCAGGCGGACAAGGUCCAGGUCAGCAACUAG